GAACAAAUAAUAUAAGAUUUUGAAAUCAUUUAAUAUAGAUAUUUUAAAUACAAUAACCAAUAACUCUAGAUUUGAUAACAAAAAUUAAAAUCAGUCACUAAAUAACAUUAGAUUAUAAAAACAAAAAAUCCAUUGAGAGUAAAUUAACAUAGAUUUAAUUUUAUCAUAAUACAUAUUAUAAAUAGAGAAAGCUUACAAGAAAGUUUUUGCGUUUACACCAAGUAAAAGAAAAUUUUUAAGAAUGUCGGAGUCCGUCAACUCUUCAUCUGCUUCCAAUCAUUUCGACGGCCAGUUGUCAGCUUUGCGAGAGGCCAACGUGCAGUUAGGAUUCCGGAUAAGGACAAAAGUCCAGGAAAUGGAAGAAUUCAACAAGAAAACAACCACCUCCAAAGAUGAGCUCAUAGCUUCCAUAACUUGCAUUGGCAAGUGCAUUGACAGUCUUGAGAGGGCUUUGUUUAAAAAUAGGGUGGUGAUAAAUAAUAAAGUGAAUCCACCUAUGUUGGUUAGAAUAUCUAAAGAUAUGACCAAUGAUACACUAAGGUCAAAUGCCAAGCUCUUCAUGGACCAUUUCAAGAAACAUACCCUCCAGUACUUUUCUAAUGCUUUCUUCCCUCCUGUUACUGCACCAGAUGGUGAUGUUGUGCCCAAGUUUGCUAUCUUCAGGUCUCAUCUGGAAAAAUGCGAGUCUCUCUUUGACCAGGUCAUGAUGGAAGGUUAUGAUUGCAACUUGCAAGACAUCUAGCUGAAGAUGAUGAAGCUUCUAACUAGCUUACCUUACAGUGGCAGAGCCAAGAUUGUUAUUCAUAAGGGUCGUUUUAUUAAUAUAAUUAUAAUAAUAUUAAAUUAUUUAUCUUAUAAAAAUUAUUAAUAUGAAUAUUAUAACUAAAAAUAAUAUCAGUUUGUUAUAAA
This is a messenger RNA of Brassica rapa (field mustard), 909 nucleotides long. RefSeq lists its product as uncharacterized. Lineage: Eukaryota; Viridiplantae; Streptophyta; Magnoliopsida; Brassicales; Brassicaceae. The record is from RefSeq and is a predicted model, not a curated record.